AACCAAUCCAUCAAAUCAAAUCAAAAUCAGAAUCCAAACAUUCGAAACUUUCCUCUGAAAAUUUUAAAACUUUCUCGGAAAAUGUCAGGACGAGGAAAGGGAGGCAAGGGACUGGGAAAGGGAGGAGCCAAGAGGCACAGGAAGGUCCUCCGCGAUAACAUUCAGGGAAUCACCAAGCCUGCGAUACGUCGUUUAGCUCGUAGAGGCGGUGUGAAGAGGAUUAGCGGGUUGAUCUAUGAGGAGACACGUGGAGUUCUCAAGAUCUUUCUAGAGAAUGUUAUCAGAGACGCUGUGACUUACACUGAGCAUGCGAGGAGGAAGACUGUUACUGCCAUGGACGUCGUUUAUGCUCUUAAAAGACAAGGCAGAACUCUCUAUGGAUUCGGCGGUUAAAUUCAUUUCUAGGGUUUUAAUGGGUCUUGUAAUUUAGAUCUUCAAUUUCCUUUAGUAUCUGUAAUUGAGAUUAUCGUGAAAAUUAAUAGAAUUUCAGUUUCUGAAACA
Molecule: messenger RNA, 501 nt
Organism: Mercurialis annua (annual mercury)
Lineage: Eukaryota; Viridiplantae; Streptophyta; Magnoliopsida; Malpighiales; Euphorbiaceae
Product: histone H4
Exons: 1
Coding region: 82-393 (103 amino acids)
Biological process (GO): nucleosome assembly
Cellular component (GO): nucleosome
Molecular function (GO): DNA binding; structural constituent of chromatin; protein heterodimerization activity
Source: RefSeq, a predicted model, not a curated record